GGAGCAGCCAUUGAAGGGGAAGGAACUGCGGGAGUGUGUGUGGUGUGUGUGUGCGUGCGUGCGUGCGUGUGUGUGCGCGCGCGGGUGUGUGGACAAGGAGGUGGGGGCAGCCGAGUUAAGAGUCCUAACUCCUUGGACUCCAUUUGCUAUUCUUUUCUUUCUCCUCUACAUCUAUUUGGUGGUUGUGGGCAUUUGUAUUUUGCUUUUCUUUUCAUUCAUUUCCAGAUCUUAAAAAUAAUUUUUUUAGGGUUGGGGGUAGUGGAAAAGGGGGUGAAGGAGGAGAGUAGCAGCAGAAAAGCAGGAGGACAUGGAGAUGAAGAAGAGGAUUAGUCUGGAGUUACGGAACAGAGCCCCGGAGGAGGUAACAGAGUUAGUCCUUGAUAAUUGCCUGUGUGUCACUGGGGAAAUUGAAGGCCUAAAUGACACUUUUAAAGAACUAGAGUUUCUGAGUAUGGCUAAUGUGAAAUUAAGUUCACUGGCCCGGCUCCCUAGCUUGAAUAAACUUCGAAAGUUGGAACUUGGUGACAAUAUAAUUUCUGGAGGUUUGGAAGUCCUGGCAGAGAAAUGUCCAAAUCUUACCUACCUCAAUCUGAGCGGAAACAAAAUCAAAGACCUCAGUACUGUGGAAGCUCUGCAAAAUCUUAAAAAUUUGAAAAGUCUUGACUUGUUCAACUGUGAGAUCACAAACCUGGAAGAUUACAGAGAAAGUAUUUUUGAGCUGUUGCAGCAAAUCACAUACUUAGAUGGAUUUGAUCAGGAGGAUAACGAAGCACCAGACUCAGAAGAGGAAGAUGAUGAGGAUGAAGAUGAAGAUGAAGAUGAAACUGGUCUACUUGAAGGAUAUGAGGAGGAGGAGGAGGAGGAAGAAGAAGAGGAAGAUGAAGAUGAAGCAGAUUCAGAAUUGGGAGAAGGAGAAGAGGAAGUGGGCCUUUCAUACUUAAUGAAAGAAGAAAUUCAGGAUGAAGAAGAUGAUGAUGAGUAUGUUGAAGAAGGAGAAGAAGAGGAGGAAGAAGAAGAAGGCCUUCGUGGAGAGAAGAGAAAACGAGAUGCUGAGGAUGAUGGAGAAGAAGAAGAUGACUAGAUCAUUCUACGAUUCAAUUUCCUAGAUCGCCUGGGUGUGCAACAGAGUGAUCACAUCUUCUUUCUUUUUCAUGUAUGAUAGCUCUCCCUACCAGAAGAUAAUCUGUAACUUUUUUAUAGGAGAAGUGUGGUUUUACUAUUUUUGCCUUAUCAUUCCAAUUAAGAUUUACUAGUUUGCUAAUGAUCAUGUUGUAUGUAGAGAAAAAUUUUCAUUAACUCCCUCAUCCCUCCAUUGUGCAAUUCUCUAGCAAUGUAUUUGGAAUCUUAAUUUUUCUAAUUCAGGCUUACUGUCUUAGACAUUUUUAGCCCAUAAUUAAAACAUGAUCAAUU
Dipodomys ordii (Ord's kangaroo rat) is the source of this 1410-nucleotide messenger RNA. RefSeq names its product acidic leucine-rich nuclear phosphoprotein 32 family member E. Gene Ontology annotation, biological process: regulation of apoptotic process. The transcript has a single exon. The record is from RefSeq and is a predicted model, not a curated record. Bases 308 to 1081 code for a protein of 257 amino acids. Gene Ontology annotation, molecular function: phosphatase inhibitor activity; histone binding. NCBI's taxonomy places the organism in Eukaryota, Metazoa, Chordata, Mammalia, Rodentia, Heteromyidae. Gene Ontology annotation, cellular component: nucleus.